This is a messenger RNA of Balaenoptera acutorostrata (minke whale), 3672 nucleotides long. It is a transcript of the gene LRRC8E, whose product is annotated as leucine rich repeat containing 8 VRAC subunit E. The record is from RefSeq and is a predicted model, not a curated record. Lineage: Eukaryota; Metazoa; Chordata; Mammalia; Artiodactyla; Balaenopteridae. The coding region runs from base 114 to 2501 and encodes 795 amino acids. The transcript is spliced from 3 exons. Gene Ontology annotation, molecular function: protein binding.
CCCGCCCGCCCGCCCUGACUCACCCAGCCCGUCCCGCGAACUCUGCGGGAGUCCCGGCCGCUCCGCUCCCAGGGACACAGGAGUUGGAACAAGCGUCCGGCCCGUGAGGCGGGAUGAUUCCAGUGGCGGAGUUCAAGCAGUUCGCGGAGCAGCAGCCCGCCUUCAAGGUGCUCAAACCUUGGUGGGACGUGCUGGCCGAGUACCUCACCGUGGCUAUGCUCAUGAUCGGGGUCUUCGGCUGCACCCUCCAGGUGACACAGGACAAGAUCAUCUGUCUGCCCAGUCAUGAACCCCGGGAGAACUCAUCAGAGGCCCCGUGCCAGCAACUGCUGCCGCGGGGGGUCUCCGAGCACAUGGGGGACCUCCGGGAGUUGAGCGGCCUCAGGAACAACCUGGACCUGCAGCAAUACAGCUUCAUUAACCAGCUGUGCUACGAGACGGCCCUCCACUGGUACGCCAAGUACUUCCCCUACCUAGUCGUCAUCCACACGCUCAUCUUCAUGGUCUGCACCAGCUUCUGGUUCAAGUUCCCCAGCACCAGCUCCAAGAUCGAGCACUUCAUCUCCAUCCUGGGCAAGUGUUUCGACUCUCCGUGGACCACGCGGGCCCUAUCCGAGGUCUCCGGGGAGAACCACAAGAACCCUGCCGCCGCCAGGCGGGCAAUGGUGACCAUGGCAGCAGCGGCGGCAGGACCGGGGAAGGCAGGUGAGGGUGAGAAGGAGAAGGUGCUGGCAGAGCCCGAGAAGGUGGUGACGGAGCCACCGGCUGUCACCCUGCUGGACAAAAAGGAAGGUGAGCAGGCCAAAGCCCUGUUUGAGAAGGUCAAGAAAUUCCGCAUGCACGUGGAAGAGGGGGACAUCCUGUACACCAUGUACAUCCGGCAGACGGUGCUCAAGGUCUGCAAGUUCUUGGCCAUCCUGGUCUACAACCUUGUCUACGUGGGGAAGAUCAGCUUCCUGGUGGCCUGUAGGGUGGAGACCUCGGAGGUCACGGGCUAUGUCAGCUUCUGCUGCAACCACACCAAGGCCCACCUCUUCUCCAAGCUGGCUUUCUGCUACAUCUCCUUCGUGUGCGUCUACGGGAUCACCUGCUUCUACACACUCUGCUGGCUCUUCCACCGGCCCCUCAAGGAGUACUCCUUCCGAUCUGUGCGGGAAGAGACGGGCAUGGGCGACAUCCCCGACGUCAAGAACGACUUCGCCUUCAUGCUGCACCUCAUCGACCAGUACGACUCACUCUACUCCAAGCGCUUCGCUGUCUUCCUCUCCGAGGUCAGCGAGAGCCGCCUGAAGCAGCUCAACCUCAACCACGAGUGGACGACCGAGAAGCUGCGGCAGAAGCUGCAGCGCAAUGCCUGGGGCCGGCUCGAGCUGGCCCUCUGCAUGCUCCCGGGGCUGCCCGACACGGUCUUCGAGCUCAGCGAGGUGGAGGCACUGCGGCUGGAGGCCAUCUGUGACAUCACCUUCCCCCCAGGCCUCGCACAGCUGGUGCACCUGCAGGAGCUCAGCCUGCUCCACUCGCCGGCCAGGCUGCCCUUCUCCUUGCAGAUCUUCCUGCGGGACCACCUGAAGGUCAUCCGGGUCAAGUGCGAGGAGCUCCGAGAGGUGCCCCUCUGGGUGUUCGGGCUGCGCGGCCUGGAGGAGCUGCACCUGGAGGGGCUCUUCCCCCCGGACCUGGCCCGGGCGGCGACCCUCGAGAGCCUCCGGGAGCUGAAGCAGCUGAAGGUGCUGUCGCUGCAGAGCAACGCCGGCAAGGUGCCCGCCAGCGUGACCGACGUGGCCAGUCACCUGCAGCGGCUCAGCCUGCACAACGACGGGGCCCGCCUGCUGGCACUGAACAGCCUCAAGAAGCUGGUGGUGCUUCGGGAGCUGGAGCUGGUGGCCUGCGGGCUGGAGCGCAUCCCCCAUGCCAUCUUCAGCCUGGGCGCACUGCAGGAACUGGACCUCAAGGACAACCACCUGCGGUCCAUCGAGGAGAUCCUCAGCUUCCAGCACUGCCGCAAGCUGGUCACACUCCGGCUGUGGCACAACCAGAUCGCCUACGUCCCCGAGCACGUACGGAAGCUCCGGGGCCUUGAGCAGCUCUAUCUCAGCCACAACAAGCUGGAGACACUGCCCACCCAGCUCGGCAUGUGCUCUGGCCUCCGCCUGCUGGAUGUCUCCCAUAACGGGCUGCACUCCCUGCCGGCCGAGCUGGGCCUCCUCCAGAACCUGCAGCACCUGGCUCUCUCCUACAACGCCCUGGAGCUUCUGCCCGACGAGCUCUUCUUCUGCCGCAAGCUGCGGACGCUGCUCCUUGGCUACAACCAGCUGAGCCAGCUUUCGCCCCAGGUGGGGGCCCUCAGGGCCCUCAGCCGCCUGGAGCUCAAGGGCAACCGGCUGGAGGCGCUGCCGGAAGAACUCGGCAACUGUGGGGGGCUGAAGAAGUCGGGGCUCCUGGUGGAGGACACCCUUUACAAAGGGCUGCCGGCAGAGGUGCGGGACAGGAUGGAGGUGGAGUGAAGCCAGGGAGGGGCAGGUUGCGGUAGAGGCCUUCCGGAUGCUACCAUCCUGGAAUCUCUACCGUUAGCUUCAAGGGAGGGGGCCAAGUGAGCCCAGGCCAGGAGAGGAGGAGCAGACGUGGCAGGCUGGUGGAGCCCAGGCAAGAUCCUGGGAUUGGUUUGUCUGGGAGGCUGUGGAUCUGGGGUGGAACAUCCCGGAGGGAUUAACUCAGUCAUAAGACUCUCAGAGCAAAACCACACCUGUGUCUUUGGCUAGCUGGCCCGCCCCCAGCCCUGGGCCAGAGCUGCUGCUGCCCCCAACCCACUCCGAACAUUCUGGCUCAAUCAAUGCCACGUAUGGGGGUGGGGCUCAUCCCAAUGGGAUUUCAACCCUCUCUCCCUGACCAAAACAGCUUACAUCUGGGGUUCUCUCCCAAGGAGGGGACACAGACGCAACGGACAAGCUCCCCCCUCCUCCACCCCCAACUUGGAUGUUAAUCCCCUAUUUAUAAGUUGUUUGCUAUAGACACCUGAACUCAGAAAAAUGGUUUUCAUAUUUGACUAGGCAUCAAAAUCAACAACACCAAAACAAAACAUCCCAGGCCCCACCCCUGAAAGACUGACUCAGGAGGUUCAGCUGGAGGCCAGGAACUUGCCGGUAAAUAUAAGCAUCCCAGGUAAUUCUGACACAGACGGUCCCAGGCCUGUGUGUUGGGAAAUGCUGACCUGCAGAGUAGAUAUCUGGGUGUCUAGAGGAGGGAUUCUCCUCCCUCUAGAGGAGAGAUUCUUUUUUUUAUAUCCCUAGAUGCUUUGAGAAAUCUGAUGAAAGCUGGGCACCUCCUUCUUCAGGAAAAUGCUCACGUACACAUACAUGAAAAGUUCUGCAAACAACUUGAGGCAAUCAACAGAUUCCCCCAGAUCCCCUAGAGGGCUGUUUAUGGACAUCCUAAGGAUCGGGGACCCCAGGUUAAGAACACCUGCUGUGGCGGGUACAUUUUUCUGAAAACAGGCUGGGACUUUGUCUUUCAAAUGUUCCCUGUGCGAGGGAGUGUAUAUCAGUGGGUGCUUAAUAAAUGAUACUAACUAUGAGAACUAUAAUCCUGGUCCCUUGUGUCCACUCCUGUCAUAGUCUAAGCCUUCGAUUCCACCAGACCAAGUACAGGCAAGUGGCGACAGUCACAUUCCAGAAUCAA